Molecule: messenger RNA, 2358 nt
Organism: Hyla sarda
Lineage: Eukaryota; Metazoa; Chordata; Amphibia; Anura; Hylidae
Product: mucin-5AC-like
Exons: 6
Coding region: 1-2358 (785 amino acids)
Source: RefSeq, a predicted model, not a curated record
AUGCACCUGACCCCGCUACUCACCCUUACCAUAUGCUUCCUUAGUCAGACCUUCUCAUCUCCAGUGCGCACUGGAAACUCCACAUGCUCUCCUUGUAAAUGGACAGAGUGGUUUAAUGUCGACCAUCCAAAAGAAGGUCCAAAUGGUGGAGACUGGGAGACCCUGAGUAACAUUACAGCUCGUGGAUUUGAUGUGUGUCAAGCACCUAGAGACAUUCAGUGCCGUUCUGCCCGAUUUCCUUAUGUCCCCUUUGAGAUGCUUGAAUACGACACAAAGUGUGAAAGGAACAUAGGGUUAAUCUGUCUCAACAAGAACAAUGUGGUCCUAUGUACAGACUUUGAGGUGCAAUUUCUCUGUUGUUCCUGUGAUCAAGUGCAAGAUUCACCAAUCCGUACAACUCCACAGAUGCCAAUCUCAACCUCACAGGUUCCAGCUUUGCCUGCAGUGCCUAAAAACAACUCAACAUGUCCUACUUGUAAAUGGACAGAUUGGUUUAAUGUGAAUCAUCCAAAAGAAGGUCCAAAUGGUGGUGACUGGGAGACCCUGAGUAAUAUCACAGCUCGUGGAUUUGAUGUGUGCCAAGCACCUAGAGACAUUCGUUGCCGCUCUGGCCGAUUUCCUUAUGUCCUCUUUAAGGAUCUGAAUUACAACACCCAGUGUGAAAAGAGCGUAGGACUGACCUGCCUCAACAAGAACAAUGAUGUCCCUUGUAUAGACUUUGAGGUUCAAUUCCUCUGUUGUCCUUGCGAUCAAGUGCCAGAAUCACCAAACCAAAUUACACCCACAUAUUCAACCUUACAAAUCCAUACAGCAACAAAGGUGCCAACACCACCAGAAAAUUCAACCUCAUCAAUCCGUACAGCAACAAAGAUGCCAACACCACCAGAAUAUUCAACCUCACCAAUCCGUACAGCAACAAAGAUGCCAACAACACCAGAAUAUUCAACCUCAUCAAUCCGUACAGCAACAAAGAUGCCAACAACACCAGAAUAUUCAACCUCAACAAUACGUACAGCCACAAGGAUGCCAACAACACCAGAAUAUUCAACCUCAUCAAUCCGUACAGCAACACCAGAAUAUUCAACCUCAACAAUACGUACAGCCACAGGGAUGCCAACUACACCAGAAUAUUCAACCUCACCAAUCCGUACAGCAACAAAGAUGCCAACAACAUCAGAAUAUUCAACCUCAACAAUACGUACAGCCACAAGGAUGCCAACAACACCAGAAUAUUCAACUUCCCAGAUUCCAGCUGUGCCCGAAGUGCCUCAAAAAAACUCCACAUGCUCUCCUUGUAAAUGGACAGAUUGGUUUAAUGUGAACCAUCCAAAAGAAGGUCCAAAUGGUGGCGACUGGGAGACCCUGAGUAAUAUCUCAGCUUUUGGGUUUAAUGUGUGCCAAGCACCUAGAGACAUUCAUUGCCGCUCUGGCCGAUUUCCUUAUGUCCCCUUUGAGGAUCUGAAUUACAACACUCAGUGUGAAAAGAGCGUAGGACUGACCUGCCUCAACAAGAACAAUGAUGUCCCUUGUAUAGACUUUGAGGUGCAAUUCCUCUGUUGUCCUUGUGAUCAAGUGCCAGAUUCACGAAGUCAAACUACACCAACAUAUUCAACCUCAUCAAUCCGUACAGCAACAAAAAUGCCAACACCACAAGAAUAUUCAACCUCACAAAUCCAUACAGCAACAAAAAUGCCAACACCACCAGAAAAUUCCACCUCACAAAUCCAUACAGCCACAAAGAUGCCAACAACACCAGAAUAUUCAACAUCAUCAAUUCAUACAGCAACAAAGAUGCCAACAACACCAGAAUAUUCAACCUCAUCAAUCAGUACAGCAACAAAAAUGCCAACACCACCAGAAAACUCAACCUCACAAAUCCAUACAGCCACAAAGAUGCCAACAACACCAGAAUAUUCAACAUCAUCAAUUCAUACAGAAACAAAGAUGCCAACAACACCAGAAUAUUCAACAUCAUCAAUUCAUACAGAAACAAAGAUGCCAACAACAUCAGAAUAUUCAACAUCAUCAAUUCAUACAGCAACAAAGAUGCCAACAACACCAGAAUAUUCAACCUCAUCAAUCAGUACAGCAACAAAGAUGCCAACAACACCAAAAUAUUCAACCUCAUCAAUCAGUACAGCAACAAAGAUGCCAACACCACCAAAAUAUUCAACCUCAUCAAUCAGUACAGCAACAAAGAUGCCAACAACACCAAAAUAUUCAACUUCACGGAUCCCAGCUGUGCCCGAAGUGCCUAAAGAAAACUCCACAUGCUCUCCUUGUAAAUGGACAGAGUGGUUUAAUGUGAACCCUCCGAAAGACGGUCCAAAUGGGGGAGACUGGGAGACCCUGAUAUAA